AUGGAGGAACAACACGACACUAUGGGACGUUCAGGCCCAAAGAGAAGACCAACUUUAACUCGUCGCAUGACUGUUGAGGAAGAACACUCCGGAGUUUAUUUUAGGCAAGAGCAGAAGGUCGAAGAUGCCCCUGCAGCUACCCAUUUGGAGCAUCUUUGCCGCCUUGACAUCCGGGAACCACCUCAUCUUGUACGAAAGACUGGAAUCAUAUGUACCAUUGGACCUGCUUGUCGCAGUGUUGACAUGCUCCAACAGAUGAUUCAAAAUGGUAUGAAUAUCGCUCGUAUGAACUUUUCACACGGAUCUCAUGAAUACCAUGCAGAGACUAUUGCUAAUGUCAGAGCAGCAGCUGAAUCUUUCUCAGACGUUCGAAUGAUCGGUAUCGCUCUUGAUACUAAAGGACCAGAGAUCCGUACCGGACUUUUGGCUGGUGGAGCCUCUGCUGAGGUUGAACUUGUUAAAGGAAACUCGAUUCGUUUGACAACUGAUAAUCACUUCGAAAGCUCGGGAACCGCUGUUAAUCUCUAUGUCGAUUAUAAGAAUAUUGGCAAGGUAGUCAAGCCUGGAAAUCGUAUUUAUAUUGACGAUGGUUUGAUUUCUUUGAUUGCUGAGGAAGUUUUGGAAGGAGCCAUCGUUUGUACAGUUGAAAAUGGUGGAAGUCUUGGAAGCAGAAAAGGAGUCAAUCUUCCUGGAACAAUCGUAGACUUGCCAGCUGUCUCGGAAAAAGACAUCAAGGAUUUGCGUUUCGGAGUAGAACAGAAUGUUGACAUGAUUUUUGCUUCUUUCAUCCGUAAUGCCGACGGUAUUAGAACUAUUCGUCGUGUUUUGGGAGAGGAAGGAAAACACAUCAAGAUCAUUGCUAAGAUUGAAAACCAAGAAGGAGUUGAUAAAGCUGAUGAGAUUAUUGCUGAAUCCGAUGGUGUCAUGGUUGCCCGUGGAGAUCUCGGAAUUGAAAUUCCAUCUGAAAAAGUAUUUUUAGCUCAAAAGAUGCUUAUCUCCAAGUGUAAUCGUGCUGGAAAGCCUGUGAUCUGCGCUACUCAAAUGUUGGAGUCUAUGGUUAAGAAACCACGUCCUACUCGUGCGGAAGGAAGUGACGUUGCCAAUGCUGUUCUUGAUGGCGCUGACUGUGUUAUGCUCUCAGGAGAAACUGCUAAAGGUGAUUACCCACUAGAGGCUCUCAAAAUUAUGCACUAUAUCUGCAAGGAAGCUGAAGCAGCUGUCUAUCAUCGCAAGUUCUUCGAAGAGCUUCUUUUGAAUACUCCCAAACCAACUGAUAUGACCCACACGAUCGCUAUUGCUGCCACCAGUGCUGCUACGAGUUGUCAUGCUUCGGCUAUUCUUGUGAUUACCACUACUGGACGUUCCGCCAUCCAUUGCUCACGCUACAAAAGCCCAGUACCUAUCAUCACCAUUUCUAGAAAUGCCGCAGUUUGUCGUCAACUUCAUCUCUUCAGAGGAGUUUUCCCAAUUCAUUAUGAUGCUGAGAGAAAUGCUGAUUGGCCUAGCGAUGUUGAUAACAGAAUUAAUCAUGGUAUUGCUGUCGGAAAGGAAAGAGGAUUCAUUCAUAAGGGAGACUUCCUUGUUGUUGUUACUGGUUGGAGACAAGGAGCCGGUUUUACAAACACUGUCAGAAUCAUCACUGCUGCCUAA
This is a messenger RNA of Auanema sp. JU1783, 1650 nucleotides long. The record is from the annotation of a GenBank genome assembly. NCBI's taxonomy places the organism in Eukaryota, Metazoa, Nematoda, Chromadorea, Rhabditida, Rhabditidae.